Didymella exigua CBS 183.55 is the source of this 1197-nucleotide messenger RNA. RefSeq names its product glycoside hydrolase family 18 protein. The coding region runs from base 1 to 1197 and encodes 398 amino acids. The transcript is spliced from 5 exons. Gene Ontology annotation, biological process: carbohydrate metabolic process; chitin catabolic process. The record is from RefSeq and is a predicted model, not a curated record. Gene Ontology annotation, molecular function: chitinase activity; chitin binding. Gene Ontology annotation, cellular component: extracellular region. NCBI's taxonomy places the organism in Eukaryota, Fungi, Ascomycota, Dothideomycetes, Pleosporales, Didymellaceae.
AUGUCCACGCCCUCUGGACUCAGGAACGUCGCUUAUUUCGUGAACUGGGGAAUCUAUGGACGCAAUUACCAUCCGCAAGAUCUCCCAGCCGAUGAGCUGACCCAUGUCCUCUACGCUUUCGCAAAUGUCCGAGCAGAUUCUGGCGAGGUCUACUUGACAGAUACCUGGUCAGACACAGACAAGCACUAUGAGCACGACUCAUGGAACGACGUAGGAACCAACGUCUACGGCUGUGUUAAACAGCUGUUCCUGCAGAAAAAGAAGCACCGCCAGAUGAAAGUGCUGCUCUCAAUUGGAGGCUGGACAUAUUCCUCCAACUUCGCCCAGCCAGCAUCCACACCUCAGGGUCGGGCAAGGUUCGCAAACAGCGCAGUGGAUAUCAUGAUGAACCUUGGCUUUGAUGGCCUUGACAUCGACUGGGAAUAUCCGCAAAACGACGCCCAAGCCAACGACCUAGUCCUUCUGCUAGCAGAAAUCCGCAAAGCCCUCGACGCCUACGCAACCGAGCACACUCCCGGGGUCCACUACCUGCUAACCGUCGCCUCCCCCGCCGGGCCGCAGAACUACAAUAAAUUACAUCUCGCCGAAAUGGACGCAUACCUCGACUUCUGGAAUCUGAUGGCGUACGACUACGCCGGCUCCUGGGACGCGACUGCGGGACACCAAGCAAACUGGUCCCCCGACGCGACGAACCGCUCCUGCACACCGUUCAGCACCGCGCUCGCACUGCACGACUACACAUCCGCGGGCGUCGCGGCGCACAAGAUCGUCGUCGGCGUGCCGCUGUACGGCCGCAGUUUCGCCAACACCGCUGGCCCGGGUACGCCGUACUCGGGGCUGGGCGAGGGCAGCUGGGAACAGGGCGUGUAUGAUUACAAGGCACUUCCUGCGGACGGCGGGGGCGUGUUUCAUGAUCAAACGGUCGGCGCGAGCUGGAGCUAUGACGAGGAGAGGAGAUUGAUGGUCAGCUAUGAUACGCCGGCGAUGGUGCGGGUCAAAGCCAAUCAUAUAAGGGAGAAGGGGUUGGGUGGCGCGAUGUACUGGGAGAGCAGCGGGGACCGCAAAGGCGAGGGGAGUUUGAUCAGCACGUUUGUGCAAGGCGUUGGGGGGGUUGCGGCGCUGGAUCAGAGUCACAAUGUGCUGCACUACCCGGCGAGCAAGUAUGAUAAUCUGCGCGCGGGGUUUCCGGACGAAUGA